CCACAGAUAAAAAGAUAAAAAGCUUAUACUAAAAAACUAUAGACAAAGUCACUCACUCACUCACUCACCCACCCAUUCAAAUUAAAAUACAGUUAUCCUCCCUCCCCACCUCUCCACCAGAAGCAAAUGCCUAAAACACCCAUCUAAAAUUCCAUUAAUCUCUGCACAAACAUCAUGGCCUAGCUGUUUCUUGGAUCCCGAGAUUAUGGGUUUCUUUCAAUUUGUUUAUACAAUGCACUUCUAUUUUAUACAAAUUUGACAAAACAUAUAGCCCGCAAGACAUGAUUUGGUUUCUCCCAUUGUCACUCCCUAGGCUCAAACCUUUCUUUCUGUUCCUUUCAUUGGAGUUCGUAGCAUAGCUGUAAUGCCUGUAAAUCCAUGGACCUUCUUCUCCUUCUCCAUCCUCUCUUUUGUCCUCCUAUUUCCUUUUCCUUUUGCAACUUUCGCCGUUAAUCAACAAGGCCAAACUCUUCUCUCAUGGAAGACAUGCUUCAACGGAUUGCCUGAGGUCUUGAGUAAUUGGGAGGCUACCGAUGAAACUCCCUGCGAAUGGUUUGGAGUCAUUUGCAAUUUUAACAAUCAAGUGGUGGCAUUGGAAUUGAGGUAUGUGGAUUUGUUUGGAAACGUGCCCUCCAAUUUCACCUCACUGUUUUCCUUGAACAAGCUCAUUUUAUCCGGAACCAACCUUACUGGUUCCAUCCCAAAAGAGAUUGGAGGUCUUUCCCUGUUGACAAGCUUGGACUUGAGCGACAAUGCCUUAACAGGUGAAAUCCCAAGUGAGCUCUGCAACUUGCUCAAGCUUGAAGAACUAUAUCUCAACUCCAAUAAACUUGAAGGCUCAAUUCCAGCCGAAAUCGGAAAUCUGACAAGAUUGAAAUGGCUCAUCCUCUAUGACAACCAACUUAGUGGUGGCCUAUCAUACAACAUAGGCAAGUUAAAGAAUCUUCAAGUAAUUAGAGCAGGUGGCAACAAGAAUCUUGAAGGCCCAUUGCCUCAAGAAAUUGGCAACUGCAGCAACUUGGUGCUGCUAGGGCUCGCAGAAACAAGCAUAUCAGGUUUUCUCCCCCCAAGUCUGGGCCUCUUAAAGAAACUCCAAACCAUUGCCAUCUAUACUUCCCUCCUUUCUGGCCAAAUCCCUCCAGAACUCGGCUACUGCACCCAACUGGAAAACAUCUAUCUUUAUGAAAACUCUCUCACCGGAUCCAUUCCAAACACAUUAGGCAAUCUCCCAAAUCUGAAAAACCUAUUGCUCUGGCAGAACAACCUUGUUGGCAUCAUCCCUCCAGAGCUAGGAAACUGCAACCAAAUGCUGGUCAUCGAUAUAUCCAUGAAUUCACUAACCGGAGCUAUACCUCAAUCAUUUGGCAAUUUAACUGAACUCCAAGAACUUCAACUAAGUGUCAAUCAAAUCUCCGGCGAAAUCCCCAAUCUGCUGGGAAACUGCCAGAAGAUCACACACAUAGAGCUCGACAACAAUCAGAUCACCGGUGCAAUUCCUCCUGAAUUGGGUAACUUAUCAAAUCUGACGCUGUUGUUCCUGUGGCAGAACAAGCUUGAGGGCAAUAUACCAACUACCCUUUCCAACUGUCACAAUUUGGAGGCUAUCGAUUUGUCUCAAAACGGCCUUAUGGGCCCCAUUCCCAAGGGAAUAUUUCAGCUUAAGCAACUCAACAAACUGUUGCUCCUCUCCAACAAUCUUUCCGGUGAAAUUCCGCCCGAUAUUGGGAAUUGCUCCUCGCUCAUUCGAUUUAGGGCCAACGACAAUAAGCUCACUGGAUCAAUUCCACCGCAGAUUGGAAACUUGAAGAACUUGAACUUUUUGGAUCUCGGAUCCAAUCGUCUCACCGGAGUUACACCAGAGGAAUUCUCUGGUUGUCAGAAUCUCACGUUCUUGGAUUUGCAUUCAAAUUCUAUUUCUGGUAACUUGCCACAAAGUUUAAGCGAACUUGUUUCACUGCAAUUAGUUGAUUUUUCUGAUAACCUGAUCGACGGCACUUUGAGUCCAAGUCUUGGCUCGCUGCAUUCACUCACCAAACUCAUUCUGGCCAAGAAUCGGUUCUCAGGAUCGAUUCCGAAUCAACUUGGUUCCUGCUCCAAGCUACAGUUAUUGGACCUGAGCAGCAACCAGCUCUCAGGUAAUAUUCCGUCGAGCGUGGCAAAGAUUCCAUCGCUGGAAAUUGCAUUGAAUCUGAGCUGUAACCAACUCACUGGUGAGAUUCCGGAAGAGUUCACGGAGUUAGAUAAGCUUGGGAUCCUGGAUCUCUCUCACAACCAGCUCUCCGGCGAUCUGAGGUAUCUCGCAAACCUGCAAAAUCUCGUCGUUCUCAAUGUCUCGCACAAUAAUUUGUCAGGGCUAGUACCGGACACACCAUUCUUCUCGAAGCUACCCCUCAGCGUCCUCUCCGGCAACCCCGAGUUAUGCUUCCCCGGCAAUCAGUGCACCAGUGCUAAUGGCAAGCGCAUGAAACACGUGACGGCGGCGCGUGUGGCUAUGGUGGUGCUACUUUGCACCGCAUGUGCGCUCCUACUGGCGGCGCUCUAUAUUAUCCUUGCGGGCAAAAAACGACGUCACGGGUCCCGCGAUUACGAUCUCAACAGCGAUACCGACAUUGAGAUGGGCCCACCAUGGGAGGUGACUUUAUACCAGAAACUCGACUUGUCAAUUGAAGACGUGGCACGAUCCUUGACAGCCGACAAUGUCAUAGGACGCGGGAGAUCCGGCGUCGUUUAUAAGGUGACCCUCCCGUCCGGUACGACGGUGGCCGUUAAAAGAUUCAAGUCAGCAGAGAAAAUCGCGGCAGCAUCAUUUUCAUCCGAGAUUGCGACAUUAGCGAGAAUUCGACACCGAAAUAUCGUACGGUUAUUGGGGUGGGGAGCUAAUCGGAAAACGAAAUUACUGUUUUAUGAUUACUUGAGUAAUGGCACAUUAGGAGAAUUGUUACAUGAAGGAAGUGUUGGACUAAUAGAGUGGGAGACAAGGUUCAAGAUAGCAUUGGGCGUGGCGGAGGGAUUAGCCUAUUUACAUCAUGACUGCGUACCGGCGAUCUUGCACCGGGAUGUGAAAGCCCAUAAUAUUUUACUUGGAGACAGAUACGAGGCGUGUUUAGCAGAUUUCGGGUUGGCUAGGCUGGUUGAAGAUGAGCAGGGUUCGUUCUCGGCGAACCCACAAUUUGCAGGGUCCUAUGGUUACAUGGCACCUGAAUAUGCAUGCAUGCUGAAAAUCACGGAGAAGAGCGAUGUUUAUAGCUAUGGAGUAGUGCUUUUGGAGAUGAUAACAGGAAAAAAGCCAGUGGAUCCAUCAUUCCCUGAGGGCCAACAUGUGAUCCAAUGGGUGAGAGAGCAGCUGAAGAGUAAGAAGGACCCAGUGGAGAUUCUUGAUCAAAAACUACAAGGCCACCCGGAUACACAAAUACAAGAAAUGCUUCAAGCACUGGGAAUCUCUCUCCUUUGCACGAGCAAUCGCGCAGAGGAUCGCCCGACAAUGAAAGAUGUAGCAGUAUUAUUGAAAGAAAUUCGACACGAGCCUGCAGUAGGGAGCGAGGCCCACAAGCCGACCACCAAUAACUCCACAAAAGCCACAGAAACUACCCCGUCGUAUUCAUCGUCCUCAGUGACCCCGGCUCAGCUGUUGCUGCUUCAAAACUCUUCUCAUUGUUCACUUGCUUACUCGUCUUCCUCGGCUAGUUAUGCUUCCAAAAAUCAAUAGCAAUAUCCUUGUACAAGAGAUCUCAAUAGGUUAGGGUACAUAAAGAUGUUAAUUAGCCAGCCAUUAGGGUGUUUUUGAUGAUCCUAGCUUUGGAAAAAUCAAGUAUAUAUAAUUAACGGACUUGAAUGAGGUCAAUUAAUUUUUCCCCCCUCUAAAA
Hevea brasiliensis (rubber tree) is the source of this 3863-nucleotide messenger RNA. RefSeq names its product leucine-rich repeat receptor-like serine/threonine-protein kinase RGI4. Lineage: Eukaryota; Viridiplantae; Streptophyta; Magnoliopsida; Malpighiales; Euphorbiaceae. Gene Ontology annotation, molecular function: protein binding; ATP binding; protein kinase activity. Gene Ontology annotation, cellular component: plasma membrane. The transcript is spliced from 2 exons. The coding region runs from base 365 to 3706 and encodes 1113 amino acids. The record is from RefSeq and is a predicted model, not a curated record. Gene Ontology annotation, biological process: protein phosphorylation.